Molecule: messenger RNA, 2940 nt
Organism: Talaromyces marneffei
Lineage: Eukaryota; Fungi; Ascomycota; Eurotiomycetes; Eurotiales; Trichocomaceae
Exons: 3
Coding region: 1-2940 (979 amino acids)
Biological process (GO): proteasome-mediated ubiquitin-dependent protein catabolic process
Cellular component (GO): GID complex
Molecular function (GO): protein binding
Source: RefSeq, a predicted model, not a curated record
AUGGCCCGGGAUGAGGGGCCGCUGCUCAAUCGAUUACUAAAUUCCACUUCCGUCUCCGAACAAACGGCAGCAUUGCGGGCGUUGAAGCAUGAAAUAAUCGGACACGAUCAGAGGAAGGAGAGAUGGGUCAGUUCAGGCAUUGUGCCGAUAUUGUCGCGGAUUCUGGAAUGCUUGUCACGGGAAGAAUAUGAUGCCAGUAAGGAAGUCAUGUCCGAUGGACAACGGGGAGGGGAUUACACAAGUAGGGCGUCGAUGACGGAGGAUCAAGAACUUUGCUUGCAGGCUGUCAUUAUCACAGGAAGCUUGGCUCAAGGUGGUCCAGCUUUUAUCUCGCCCAUCAUGGCCAGCGAAGCCAUUCCUUCCAUGCUUGCCAUUAUCUCGUCACCUGAUUGCCCGCAGUCACUUACAGUAGCUAUUCUCAAAACGCUAAGCAACAUUGCGGAUCGCUACCCACUACAAAAUAUAAACUGGCCUCAAGAUAACCGGCUGGCAGAGAUACUGUUCGCUCCUGACUCUAUUGGAUGUUUUGCUCGUAUAAUUGCCCAAUGCUCGUCCUCUACGACAACACAGACAUGCGCAACUCUUGCCGCGAAUAUUAUCACCAGACUAUGCACUGAGGAGACCCACAAGGCUGCUCUUGCGGAAUACGGUGUUUUAGAUGCCUUGGCAUUGAAGAUUGCGUCUUUUGUCGUGGCUCAAGGAUUCGUACUGCCUGGUGCAGAGAACCAUCUCGGUGAAGACGGAUCAUUGCCCACGCUCCCACAGCCAAUUCCACCAGCAGCCAAAUUGGGGCCAAUCCUGCGUGCGACUUCGAUCAUCGUUGAGAAUUCAAAGUGGCGUGCAGAGCAUUUCCUCUCAUCACCGGGUAUUGUCACCGUGUUUCCGGGACGGCUACCGGAGUUCUCGCCUACGGACAUUAAGAAGAAUCCAUGGGGAAUGCCGUAUCUGUCAGGAUCGGCUGUUCCUCUCCAGAACCAUACGAACCCUAUGGACGCUUUACUGCCCGUUGUCCCCCUUGCGCAAAACAAUGCUUCUACAAAUUUCCCCCCUCUAGUCCCGAUUGGGUCGUUUCAUAAGCGCUCACUCUCAUUCUUAGAAGCGCCUCCGUAUGAAGAAGACGAGAGUGCACUUGUGCCUUGGCUUUUCCACAUGGUCAGAACGGAGAACGGUAUGUCUCGUGUGAUGGCAGCUCGUCUAGUUACGGAUCUGUUCAGACUUGGACUCGCCAGAAAGCAUCGAAUUCCCAUGUUCAACUACCUGGUAACUCCGUUAUUACUGAGGAUGCUUGACAAGGACUAUGAUUUCAGGGACGAGUCAGACCCUGACUUUGAUGGUAUGAUUCCAACGGCACUCAGCCUGAAAGAGGAAGUACCAUCCAUCAUCGCUGCAUUGGUCAUGGACACGCAAGAAUUGCAAAAGCAUGCCGUUGAAGCAACCGCUAUCAAAAUUCUCUCUCAACUUCUCAAAGAAACCUACAACCCACGCUCCGAAAAUGGCAAGCCCAUGUGGUACGCCGAAAGCAAAGACAAAGAUAUGUUAUCUGCAGUACCAGCCGCUCUUCAAUUAGGACCCGUUGGCUACAGUCCGAUGACCUGUCAUAUAAUGCGAUUCCGAGAAGGUAUUUUACGGGCGUUGGCAGCGCUUGCGCCAUUUAGAGAUGAGUAUCGAAAAGCAAUCUGUGAGAACGGGGUUGUCCCUUACAUAAUCGACUCUCUCAAGCCACGACCACCUCUAGAAACACAGGAGACCACAGGAACAAAGAAUACCGCUGCAGAUGGCAACUCUAUACCUACUCUACUUGCAGCGUGCGGUGCCGCCCGGGCCCUUACACGUUCCGUUAGUGUACUUAGAACGAGUUUGAUUGACGCUGGAGUCGCCACCCCUCUUUUUGAGUUGAUCAAACAUCGAGAUAUUGAGGUACAAAUUGCAGCGACAUCGGUGAUAUGCAACAUUGCGUUGGAUUUCAGUCCUAUGAAAGAGGCAAUAAUAUCUGCUGGUAUCCUUCCCAUCCUUUGCGACCACGCCCACUCCAAUAAUACGAAACUUCGCUUGGAAUCACUGUGGGCUCUCAAGCAUAUUGCAUAUAACUCAACAAAUGACAUUAAAAACAAGAUCGUGACUGGUCUUGGUGCCCCGUGGCUAGCAGAAAUCAUGUCAAUGGAUCCCACCAGUAAACGAAGUCUUGCGGCAGAUUUCAAGAUGGGCAUGGGAACAUCCAACUCGGCCGGUGAGAAGGUUGAUUUACUCAAUCCGAUGGAGGACGCUUCAAGGGCCGAAGAAUCAAGAGACAAUGCACUAGCCGGGGAUAAUGGUUUUGAUGCUCUUCUCGCAGACCCAACUCGUCGGAAGAAGCUGGCCAUGAGCGGGGAGAUUGAUCAGUCAAGACAGGCGAGACAAGAUGAUAUCGCGGUACAAGAGCAAGCGCUAGACUUGGUCCGGAACAUUAUGUGCGGCAACGGUGCAGCCGAGAUUGUUGACUUCUUUCUGGCCGAAAUCGGCCAUCUUGAGUUCUUAAACAUACUGGCAGAAAAGAUGCGUCCCAGACCGAAUCCCACUCGGCGCGACACAGCGGCUAAUCCUCCUCCUCCACCCAUACCAGCCGAGAUUCUUGUUGCAGUUACCUAUGUACUCGUCAACCUUGCAGCGGGACCACCCAAACAACGAGAUCUUCUAUUCACGCACCGCGAGCUACUCAAGAACUUGAUGUGGCUAUUUGAGCAUCCCAACCGCGUCGUCCGAGUAAACUGCGUCUGGGUGGUAAUCAACCUGACAUAUGAAGACGACCAAAGCGAUCGUCAGGCUUCCUACGAACGAGCAGUAAAGCUCAAAUCACUUGGCGUGAUUGAUCGGCUUCGCAGCGUCGAAGAAGAUUCGGAUUUGGAUGUAAGAGAACGAACAAAAACAGCUCUGCAUCAAAUCCGUAAAUAUAUGAAUGUAUAG